AUGAGAGAUGGCUGCGGUGGGCGGCGUGUUUCAGGCGAGGAACAACAGCAAUCCGAUGUGGUUGUGAACAGUGAUCAAUCAGUUCCUAUAAUCCAACCUUUGGUUGAUUAUGAUAUGCAACCUAUUAUCGUCUUGACUGAAGAUAUUGAAUCAGCAACAACUUCUUCCAAUGCAAAUAGGUGUCGUACUCCUCAAGUAGUUCCCAUGUUAAGUCCUGGAGGAACAAGAUUGUGGAUUCCUUGUUGCCCCAAUGAGUUAAUACCUUUUAUAGGGAUGAAAUUUUCUAGUACUGAUGAGGGUUUAGCUUUCUAUAAAGCAUAUGCAGCUGUUGCUGGUUUUAAUACUAGGAAAUCAACCAUUACCAAAAAGAAAAAAGAGAAUGUUGUGGCUUUUCAAUAUAUUGUAUGCAAUAAAGCUGGUUAUAAGGAGACACGAAAGUUAAAGGUUGAUGAUGUUUCCAAGGGUAAAGAGGAUGAAACUAAUGAAGUUAAAACUAGUAGAAGAAGUUUGAUCACUCGUGUUGGUUGCAAUGCUCAAAUGGUGAACAUUGGUCCCGUGAAAACUUAUAUAAUGAUGAAUGAAUAUGUUGGUGGAUAUGAAAAUGUAGGGGCUUCUAAACAAGAUUUCAAAAAAAUUUCAAGAGAUUUAAAAGCAUAUAUUGAAGGGUCAGAUGCUCAAAUGUUUGUGGAUAACUUCAAAAUGAAGAAGUUAUUAUGGAGUGCGUUUUUGUUUGACUAUGAGGUUGAUCAAGAAGGUUGUCUUUGUAGAGCUUUUUGGGCGGAUCCAAUUUGUAGAAAGAAUUAUGCUCUCUUUGGGGACAUGCUCUCUUUUGAUACCACAUUCCAAACAAAUAGGUAUAACAUGAUUUUUGGACCUUUUACGGGAGUUGAUCACCACAAAAGAUGUGUUUCCUUUGGUGCUGGUUUCAUUGCUAAGGAGGAUAUAGUAUCUUUUGAAUGGUUGUUUAAAACAUUUCUUAAAGCAAUGUGGAAUAAUAAUGAGCCAACUUGCUUGAUCACGGAUCAAGAUCCGGCCAUGAAGAUUGCUGUUAAUAAUGUGUUUGACAAGGCUGAUCAUAGAUUUUGUAUGUGGCAUAUUAUGAAGAAGGUUCCUGAUAAAGUAGGGCGCACAAUUUGUCAAGACACUGAUUUCCUAAAUAAGCUUUCUUCUUGUGUAUGGAGCUUAGAAAUUGAGCCUAUAGAAUUUGAAGCUAAAUGGAAGAAAGUGAUUGAUGAGUUUGAUCUAGGAAACAAUGAUUGGUUAUGCGACAUGUAUGACAUGAGAGAAAUGUGGAUUUCUGCUUAUUUCAGAGACUUAUUUAUGGGAGGAAUUAUGAGAACAACUUCAAGGUCAGAAAGUGAGAACAAAUUCUUUUGUUCCUUUCUCAACCCUCAUGUAACUCUUGUCGAGUUUUAUAUGAGGUUUGAAAGUGCAAUGGAUGCUCAAAGGCAUGCUCAAGAUGAGAAUGACAAUGAUUCUAAACAUAAAUCUCCUGAGUGUAAGACACCACUUGCAAUUGAGAAGCAUGCUUCAGAAAUUUAUACUACUUCGAUUUUUUAUGAAUUUCAAGAUGAGGUUGAAUUUGCAUGUUUUUCUUGUGGUGUUGAUGAGUUGAAGAAAGAAAAUGGCUUGAAAAUUUUUGUAGUAACUGAAGGAAAUCGAAUAAGAAGAUUUGAGGUUGUGUUUAAUUGUAUUGAGAAUCAAACAACAUGCUCUUGCAAGUUGUUUGAGAGGCAAGGCAUUCCAUGUAGGCACAUGGUUUGGUUUUGGAAAUCGAAAAGGUUUGACAAGAUUCCUGAACAAUAUGUACUCAAUCGAUGGAAUACAUUAGCCACUAAAAAGCCAAUCUUUGACUUGGAAGGUAAUAUCAUGGAACAAUGUGCAAAAGCAGUUGACCAUAAAAGAUUAUUGAAUGACUUGUGGUCGGAGAUUCAUACUUGUGUUAGCUUGGCAGAGAGCAAUGAAGAUGAUCUUAGUGAUCUGGUGAAAAACGUUCGAGCAUUGAGGUUGGAUUUGGAAGCUAAGAAGUGUGCAAAGAAUAAUUCAAACAACAAUGUUGCUAGCAAAGUGCAAGAUAUUGUAUCCUUGAUAGGAGCUAGUGCUCCGAGUGAAAUUUUGAUUCAACCUCCUAAAAUUUCAAAGAACAAAGGCACUGGUUGGAGUUUUCUAAUAAGUGUCGAGCUCCAAUGUUCUCACUAA
Messenger RNA from Beta vulgaris subsp. vulgaris (sugar beet), 2199 nucleotides. Its product is annotated as protein FAR1-RELATED SEQUENCE 5-like. Gene Ontology annotation, biological process: regulation of DNA-templated transcription. The record is from RefSeq and is a predicted model, not a curated record. Bases 1 to 2199 code for a protein of 732 amino acids. The transcript has 5 exons. Lineage: Eukaryota; Viridiplantae; Streptophyta; Magnoliopsida; Caryophyllales; Amaranthaceae. Gene Ontology annotation, molecular function: zinc ion binding.